Molecule: messenger RNA, 4639 nt
Organism: Syzygium oleosum
Lineage: Eukaryota; Viridiplantae; Streptophyta; Magnoliopsida; Myrtales; Myrtaceae
Product: ABC transporter G family member 31
Exons: 24
Coding region: 44-4351 (1435 amino acids)
Cellular component (GO): membrane
Molecular function (GO): ATP hydrolysis activity; ABC-type transporter activity; ATP binding
Source: RefSeq, a predicted model, not a curated record
AGAGAGAGAGAGGGAGAGGGAGAGGGAGGCCGGCCAUCCAGCCAUGGCGGCGUCGAACGGGAGCGAGUUCUUCGAGGUCGAGGUGGAGGGCGGCGGCGAGGCGCUCGCGCGGCCGUCGAACGCGGAGUCGGUGGAGGAGGACGAGAGCGAGCUGCUGUGGGCGGCGAUCGAGCGCCUCCCGUCGCAGAAGCGGCCCAACAUCGCCCUGCUCAGGCGGACGCCGUCGGAGCAGGAGGGCGGCGACGGCGAGGCGGCGCGGCGGGGGGCGGAGACGAUCGACGUGCGGAAGCUGGACCGCCUCAACCGGGAGCUCGUCGUGCGGAAGGCACUGGCCACGAACGACCAGGACAACUACCGCCUCCUCUCCGCCGUGAAGGAGCGCCUCGACCGGGUCGGCUUGGAGGUGCCGCAGGUCGAAGUAAGGUUCGAGAACCUGAACAUCGAAGCCAAUGUGCAAACCGGCUCGAGAGCUUUGCCUACGUUGGUGAAUUACACUCGUGACAUGAUCGAGUAUGUUCUAACUAGGUUGAGGAUAUUUCGACCGAGGAGGCAGUCGCUUACAAUCUUGAAGAACAUCAGCGGAGUUAUCAAGCCCGGAAGGAUGACGUUGCUUCUAGGGCCCCCAAGUUCUGGAAAAUCCACGUUGCUUUUAGCUCUGGCAGGGAAACUCGAUGCCAAUUUGAAGAAAAGUGGUAACAUCACCUAUAAUGGGAAGAAGCUCAGCGAUUUCUGCGUUCAAAGGACUUCUGCCUAUAUAAGCCAAACAGAUAAUCAUAUUGCCGAGUUAACUGUUCGAGAAACCUUUGAUUUUGCUGCAAGAUGUCAAGGUGCAAGUGAAGGUUUUGCAGAAUAUAUGAAAGAUUUGGCCCGUUUAGAGAAAGAAAUGAGUAUACGUCCAAGUCCAGAGAUUGAUGCCUUUAUGAAGGCAUCAUCCGUUGGUGGUAAAAGACAUAGCGUUUCGACAGAAUAUGUUUUGAAAGUGCUUGGUCUUGAUGUUUGUGCGGACACCUUCGUCGGGAAUGAUAUGCUCAGGGGAGUCUCAGGUGGCCAAAGAAAAAGAGUCACUACGGGAGAGAUGAUCGUCGGACCUAGGAAGACUUUAUUUAUGGAUGAAAUAUCCACAGGGCUAGAUAGCUCUACGACGUACCAAAUCGUUAAAUGUGUUAGGAAUUUCGUUCAUUUAAUGGAUGCAACUGUCCUAAUGGCUCUUCUUCAGCCUGCACCGGAGACAUUUGACUUGUUUGAUGACUUGGUGCUACUGUCAGAAGGACAUGUUGUGUAUCAAGGACCUCGGUCGGACGUGUUAGAAUUUUUCGACUCAUUAGGUUUUCGUUUGCCACCACGUAAGGGAAUUGCGGAUUUUCUCCAAGAGGUCACUUCGAGAAAGGAUCAAGCUCAGUAUUGGGCGGAUCCAUCUAGAUCAUACCAGUUUCUACCUGUCUCCCAAAUUGCAGAAGCAUUUAAAAAGUCCAGAUUCGGUAGCUCUGUCGAGUCUGUCGUUGCGGCUUCAAAUGUUCAAUCCAACAGCCGUCCUAAUGCUUUGUCCAAAACGAAUUUUGCUGUCUCAAGAUGGGAGCUGUUCAAAACAUGCUUUGCCCGGGAAGUGCUGCUUAUCAGCAGACAUCGCUUUCUGUAUAUUUUUAGGACCUGUCAGGUUGCUUGUGUUGGACUAGUAACCUGCACAAUUUUCUUACGGACAAGACUACACCCCACCGAUGAGACAAAUGGCAACCUCUACCUAUCCUGUCUUUUCUUUGGGCUAAUACACAUGAUGUUUAAUGGAUUUUCUGAGCUACCGAUAACAAUAUCUCGGCUACCUGUAUUCUACAAGCAAAGGGAUAAUUUCUUCUAUCCAGCAUGGGCAUGGUCUAUUUCCAGCUGGAUUCUACGUGUCCCUUACUCUAUUAUCGAGGCCGUUGUGUGGUCUUGUGUAGUAUACUACACUGUUGGAUUUGCUCCUGGCGCUGGGAGGUUUUUCCGGUUUAUGCUAUUGCUCUUUGCAGUGCACCAAAUGGCAUUGGGUCUCUUUCGUAUGAUGGCUUCAAUAGCUCGGGACAUGGUCAUUGCAAAUACAUUUGGGUCUGCUGCCUUGCUAGUUAUAUUCUUACUGGGUGGAUUUAUUAUUCCAAAGUCCAUGAUCAAGCCGUGGUGGGUCUGGGGUUUCUGGUUGUCCCCACUAUCCUAUGGGCAACGCGCUAUCUCAGUUAACGAAUUUACUGCCACAAGAUGGACAGAGAAAUCUGCCCAUGGGAACAAUUCAGUUGGCUACAACGUACUUCAGUCACAUAGCUUACCAUCUAGUGGUCAUUGGUAUUGGAUUGGAGUUGGGGUUUUAUUGCUUUAUGCACUGCUCUUCAACAAUAUUGUGACUUUAGCGUUGGCUUACCUAAAUCCUAUCAUAACAGCGCAGAGUGUGAUUCCCGUGGAUGAAACUGAAGAAAAUUCCAGCCAGGGCAUUGGGGACAGUACACAAUCAAAAUCAAAUCCAACGUCCCCUGGGGAGGGUAACAAGAAGGGCAUGAUUCUUCCAUUUCAGCCAUUAACAAUGACUUUCCAUGAUGUCAAUUACUUUGUUGAUAUGCCAAAGGCUAUGCGUUCACAAGGGAUACCAGAAAGUAAACUACAGCUUUUGUCGAAAGUUAGUGGAGUAUUCUCUCCAGGAGUACUCACUGCAUUGGUUGGGUCGAGUGGAGCUGGUAAGACUACUUUAAUGGAUGUUCUUGCUGGAAGGAAAACAGGCGGAUAUAUUGAAGGUGAAAUCAGGAUAUCAGGUCACUUAAAACAGCAGCAUACUUUUGCUAGAGUUUCUGGGUAUGUAGAACAAAAUGAUAUACAUUCUCCCCAAGUGACAGUCGAGGAGUCUCUCUGGUUUUCUGCCAGUCUCCGCCUCCCAAAAGAAGUCAGCAAAGAAAAAAAACGGGAGUUUGUCGAAGAGGUAAUGAAAUUAGUUGAGCUUGAUUCGCUUAGGCAUGCUCUGGUUGGUCUACCCGGUAGCUCAGGUUUAUCAACGGAACAAAGGAAACGGUUAACCAUUGCAGUUGAGCUAGUUGCAAAUCCUUCUAUUAUCUUUAUGGAUGAACCUACUUCUGGUCUUGAUGCUCGAGCAGCAGCUAUUGUGAUGAGAACUGUUCGUAAUACUGUUGAUACAGGAAGAACUGUGGUUUGUACGAUUCACCAGCCAAGUAUUGACAUAUUCGAAGCAUUCGAUGAGUUGCUUCUCAUGAAACGUGGAGGAUGUGUAAUAUAUGGAGGCAAGCUUGGAACAAAUUCACAGAUCCUAAUAGACUAUUUUCAGGGCAUCAAUGGAAUUACUCCAAUCCCAAGUGGUUAUAAUCCUGCAACUUGGAUGCUUGAGGUUACUACACCGGCAGCUGAACAGAAGAUUGGUGCUGAUUUUGCAGAUAUUUACAGAAAUUCGGAUAAGUUCAGGGAGGUGGAAGCUACAAUUGAACGCUUAAGUGUCCCACCUGCUGGCUCAAAGCCUUUAAAAUUUGACACCAUGUAUUCACAGGACCAACUCUCUCAAUUUUUUAUUUGUCUUUGGAAACAAAAUCUUGUCUACUGGAGAAGUCCACAGUACAAUGCAGUGAGGAUUUUUUUCACUACAUUAAGCGCACUGAUAUUUGGCUCUGUCUUUUGGGAUAUCGGCUCAAAGAGAGAGUCACCUCAAGACCUUUUCAUGGUUAUGGGAGCUCUAUAUGCAUCAUGCUUGUUUCUUGGUGUCAACAAUGCCUCUUCUGUACAACCAAUUGUUUCCAUAGAGAGGACGGUGUUCUAUCGAGAGAAAGCAGCUGGAAUGUACUCCCCAUUGUCCUAUGCCGCAGCCCAGGGCCUCGUGGAGAUUCCGUACGUGGCUGUGCAAACCAUAAUAUAUGGAGUCAUCACAUAUUUCAUGGUUAACUUCGAGAGGACAGCAAGAAAGUUCUUGCUUUUUCUUGUGUUCAUGUUUCUUACCUUCACCUACUUUACCUUUUACGGCAUGAUGGCUGUUGGUCUCACUCCUUCACAGCAUUUGGCAGCUGUCAUAUCUUCAGCCUUUUACUCUCUAUGGAAUCUUCUGUCAGGAUUUCUUAUCCCGAAACCGAAUAUCCCGGGUUGGUGGAUAUGGUUCUACUACAUCUGCCCAGUUGCAUGGACGCUUCGUGGCGUCAUCACCUCUCAGCUUGGGGAUGUGGACACUCAGAUUGUUGGACCUUCUUUCAAGGGCAGUGUGAAAGAGUAUCUGGAGGUUAGUCUUGGCUAUGGCGGCGGCAUGAUUGGAGUGUCAGUGGCCGUGCUUGUUGGCUUCAACCUUUUCUUCUUUGCUGUCUUUGCCUUCUCCGCCAAAGUCCUCAACUUCCAGAGAAGAUGAAAUGAGAAAGUAAUGACGAGCAGAAUGGAGAGUCCUUUCGUGAAAGCCAUGAUACUCUGGCUUUCUUGACACCUUUACAAUAGUAGCCUCCGUUUUGCUGUUUGUCCUGCCUCGUUACGCAUGCUAUGCUUUACUUCCGGAGGCAGCACAUCCAUGCAGCAAUUUCUUAAUGCUGUAUGACACUAUUAUUAGCUUGGAAUCCAUUUGUAGAUCAUUCUUGAUCUGGUUGUAAUAUCUAAAACACAUGAUCCUGCUUGCUCUUGUUCUGUUAAACUGGUUUCAGAGAGA